Messenger RNA from Aspergillus alliaceus, 969 nucleotides. Its product is annotated as putative 3-oxo-5-alpha-steroid 4-dehydrogenase. Gene Ontology annotation, biological process: dolichol-linked oligosaccharide biosynthetic process; polyprenol catabolic process. The record is from RefSeq and is a predicted model, not a curated record. Gene Ontology annotation, molecular function: 3-oxo-5-alpha-steroid 4-dehydrogenase activity. Bases 1 to 969 code for a protein of 322 amino acids. The transcript is spliced from 3 exons. Gene Ontology annotation, cellular component: endoplasmic reticulum. NCBI's taxonomy places the organism in Eukaryota, Fungi, Ascomycota, Eurotiomycetes, Eurotiales, Aspergillaceae.
AUGGAUGUGCUUCCCCGUCUCGUCGACAGGGCGCUAGCUAUUGCGCACUUGGACGCGGUAGAUGCCCUGCGAGCCUUCUUUCUCUUUGCAUCGUGUACGAUCCUGUCGGUCAGCCUGUUAGAUUCCCUUCGAUCGCGCUUCGUCCCUUAUGGCGCUCGUGCAACCGUGAGUUUCGAGUCGGAUUCUACCCCCUCUGAGCUUUCGAGCAGCUCUCCGUUAUCUCACAUUCUCGACUAUCUGGCCUCCUUGAAAGUCCCCCACAGCUAUUUCACGCAAUUCUACGUUGUCUCGGUAUUAUCCUCCGUUUUCUGGGGCGCUCAGCUCCUGUACCAUGGACAGGCAUUCCAGGCCAUCGCGACGAGAAUACACCCGGAACACCUGCAGAGGACGAUGUCAAUCAACCAGAUUAUGCUGUGCUGGCUGUUGAUGCUCGUCCAGGGGGUGAGACGGUUACAUGAGUGCUUCGCCUUUUCCAAGCCCUCUUCGUCCCAGAUGUGGUUUGCGCACUGGCUGGUGGGGAUUGCCUUCUAUCUAGCAAUCUCGAUCGCACUGUGGAUUGAGGGGACAGAAUCGUUGUUGUCCCAUAAAUUGAGCCUCGACGAUGUAACUGUGAACAUCGCUCCAAGCCUGCGUACAUUUCUCUGUCUGCCAAUCUUUCUGUUUGCAUCUGGCCUGCAACAUGACGCCCACCAUUAUCUGUUCUCUCUCACGAAGUACACCCUUCCUUCUCACCCCCUGUUCCGAAGAAUCGUAUGUCCGCACUACACGGCUGAAUGUGCGAUCUACCUAUCAUUGGCUCUGCUCGCCGCGCCCCGAGGAGAGCUGAUCAACAAGACGGUUUUAUCCGCUGCCGUCUUUGUCGCAGUCAACCUAGGCGUCACUGCAGCGGUUACCAAACGCUGGUAUAUGCAAAAGUUCGGCGAAAACUCGGUGCGGGAAAGGUGGAACAUGAUCCCUUGGGUAUACUAA